AUGACUACCGGAGGGCCAGCUGAUGGAGGCUCCCACCCCGAUGGCGAGUCCCAACAUGAACACCUAAGUGAUAAGAUCAAGAAUCCCUUCCGUGAACUACGGGAGAAGUUCAACGACACGAAGCUUCACGACUUGAAAGUUGGCCUGAUUCACAAGAAGCACACAAUCGGGAAAUUCGCCAAUCUGAUCAAUCCCAACCACCGACACGACGAGGAGCACGAGAAGGCUACCGACGAGAAGAGAGCCAAAAUUGCGCAAUCGCAUAGAUUCGAAUCAUUUGCGCCCGAACGGCCGGGGAAUAAUAUAAAGUGGUAUGUCGAUGGAAGGGAUUACUUCUGGGCUGUCUCAGUUGCUCUCGAGCGAGCGAAGGAGACCAUUUACAUUGAAGAUUGGUGGCUCUCGCCCGAAUUGUUCUUGCGCAGACCUCCAUAUUUUAACCAGGAAUGGCGUCUGGAUCAGAUUUUAAAGCGGAAAGCAGAAGAGGGCGUCAAGAUAUUUGUCAUUGUGUAUCGUGAAGUCGAGGCUGCUCUCACCUGCAACUCUGAUCAUACCAAACGCGUCCUUGCAGCUCUAUGUCCCAAAGGCUCAAAAGGCUAUGGAAACAUCACAGUCAUGCGCCAUCCUGACCAUAAUGUCCUUGAGAACGCAGCAGAUAUGACCUUCUACUGGGCACAUCACGAGAAGUUCAUAGUCAUAGAUUAUAAUAUUGCCUUUAUUGGUGGUUUGGAUCUUUGCUUUGGGAGAUGGGAUGCUCACCAGCAUGCGCUUUCCGACGUCCAUCCCGCGGGUGUCGCGACAGAAGUCUGGCCUGGUCAGGAUUUCAACAAUAACCGUGUCAAGGAUUUUCAGAAAGUCAACGAUUGGAAAUCAAACGAACUCUCCAAGGCCGAAUAUGGACGCAUGCCAUGGCACGAUGUUGCGAUGGGAGUGGUAGGAGAUUGCGCCUACGACAUUGCUGAACACUUUGUACUUCGAUGGAAUUUUGUUAAACGUGAUAAGUAUAAGCGUGACGACAGAUAUGAUUGGCUAGUGUUGGAGGGUAGAGACGGCCCUGAUGAAGAUUUGGUUGGCGUUCAGAGGCCCAAACAUCCUGUCGGAGAGUACAUCCAACACCCCUUAACCCCAUUGAGCGGGAAGGACCUGGGCAGUCAGCAAGGUACCGUCCAUGCACAAAUUGUCCGAAGUAGCUCAGAUUGGUCCAGUGGGAUCCUCACUGAGCACAGCAUUCAGAACGCAUACUCAGAACUCAUCAGAAACGCUGAGCACUACGUCUAUAUUGAGAACCAAUUCUUUAUCACGGCCACUGGUGACAAACAGGCCCCGAUUAAGAAUACUAUUGGACGAGCUAUUGUUGACGCUGUUGUGAGGGCCGAUAGAGAGGGCAGAAAGUUCCGUAUCAUUGCGUUAAUUCCGUCAAUUCCAGGAUUUGCUGGUGAUCUACGAGACGAUGCAGCUAUCGGGACGAGAGCUAUCAUGGACUACCAGUACAAGUCGAUUUGCAGAGGGGAACACUCGAUAUUCGAGCAAAUUAAGGCACAGGGAGUUGAUCCUACGAAAUAUGUCUUCUUCUUUAACCUCAGGUCGUAUGAUCGUCUGAACACAACCCCAGCUAUCAUUGAGAAGGAAGAGAAAUCAGGCGUUAAGUAUCAGGAUGUCCAAAAGGCAGAAGCUGAGGAGAUCAUGAGCACGGGUGUCCAUGAUGAUGCAGAUACCCAAAAGGGCCAGGAUGGUAAAUUGAAGGAUACUGAUUCAGGCGACGAGUCAAUGCAGAAGGCAACAGAUGCUAAACGGAAGUUUGAGCAGGCUGGGACUAAUAAGCAGCCCGAAAGUUCCGACAGCGUUGCUAAGAAUGCUAUGCACAGGCAGGGAACUCUAGUUGACGAGAAAUGGGAUGGGCCUUUGGAGGACGAGGUCGAUAAAUGGAUCCAGGAAGAGUUAUACAUUCAUGGGAAAAUUAUGAUCGUGGAUGACAAGACUGUCAUAUGUGGAAGCUCCAAUCUGAACGAUCGUUCGCAACUUGGGCUCCACGACAGCGAAUUGUCCAUCGUUAUGACGGAUACCAGGACUAUCAAGAGCAAAAUGGCAGGGCAAGAUUUCGACGCUGGUUAUCAUGCUGCAACACUGAGAAGAUAUCUAUGGCGAGAACACCUCGGUCUUCUUCCUCCACAGGAACUCGAAGCGUCAGAUGACCCCAAUGCGCAACCGCCUGACGUUCCCAACGACGUUAAAGAAGAUGAGACGUAUGAAUUUGUCGCCGAUCCACUCAGUGACGAACUUUGGGACACAUGGAUGACUCGAGCAACGAAGAAUACCGAAAUCUUUCGACGGCUUUUCCAUGCUGAUCCUGAUGACUAUGUGAAAAACUUUGACGACUACGAUAAAUUCUUACCUCCGAAGGGCAUCAAGGCUGGUCAUAUCUAUGAUAGGAUGAUCCCACCUGAUGAAAUUCGCGAGAAACUUGACCAGAUUAAGGGUCAUCUGGUUUUGAUGCCGAUGGACUUCUUAAAAGAUGCACAGAUGGCCGAACCUGGCUUACAAGUCAACUCCUGGACGGAAAGUGUUUACACUUAA
Molecule: messenger RNA, 2571 nt
Organism: Venustampulla echinocandica
Lineage: Eukaryota; Fungi; Ascomycota; Leotiomycetes; Helotiales; Pleuroascaceae
Exons: 7
Coding region: 1-2571 (856 amino acids)
Biological process (GO): cell motility; intracellular signal transduction; phosphatidic acid biosynthetic process
Molecular function (GO): D-type glycerophospholipase activity
Source: RefSeq, a predicted model, not a curated record